Molecule: messenger RNA, 2198 nt
Organism: Salvia hispanica
Lineage: Eukaryota; Viridiplantae; Streptophyta; Magnoliopsida; Lamiales; Lamiaceae
Source: RefSeq, a predicted model, not a curated record
GGAAAAUGGAGAAAUUCGAGCUAAUAUUCAUCCCAUCUCCGGGGCUGAGCCACCUCACCGCCACCGUGGAAGCCACCAAGCUCCUCCUCGACCGCGACCCCCGCCUCUCCGUCACCGUCCUCACCAUGCAGCUCCCCAACGACACCGCCGUCGACGCCUACACCGCCAACUUCUCCGCCUCCCCGCGCCUCACCUUCUCCGCCCUUCCCCCGCAAUCGAAAGCCUUCAUGCUAGACCUCAUCGACAGCCAGAUCACAAACGUCAGACACGCAAUCGACCAACGCCGCCGCGGCCGCCGGAUCGCCGGAAUCGUGCUCGACAUUUUCUGCCUCAAAUUCGUCGACGUUGCUCGGGAGUUCGGCUUUCCGGCCUACUGUUUCUUCACCUCCGGCGCCGGCACGUUAGGCCUGUUUCAGUACUUGCUCUCGCUGAAGUUUGAUGAGGAAAAGGAGCUGUCGGAGUUUAAAAACUCCGGCGAGGAGCUUCCCGUGCCGUGCUUUUCUCUCCCUGUUCCGGCGAAGGUCCUGCCGGCGGUGUUGAUCGCCGGCGGCCCGAUCGCCGACCACUUUUUGAACAUUUUAAGGAGAAUUCCGGAGAUGGAAGGAGUUGUGGUGAAUACGUUUCACGAAUUUGAAUCUUAUGCGAUCGACUCGAUGGCGGGAAAAAACCCUAGAAUUUAUCCGGUGGGGCCGAUUUUGGACUUGGCCGGCGUGUCGAGGGAGGAUGAUGUGAAGAGAUGGCUCGACGAUCAGCCGGAGAAGUCUGUGGUUUUCUUGUGCUUUGGCACUAAUGGGAAAAACCACCGCCGGAAAAUGGAGAAAUUCGAGCUAAUAUUCAUCCCAUCUCCGGGGCUGAGCCACCUCACCGCCACCGUGGAAGCCACCAAGCUCCUCCUCGACCGCGACCCCCGCCUCUCCGUCACCGUCCUCACCAUGCAGCUCCCCAACGACACCGCCGUCGACGCCUACACCGCCAACUUCUCCGCCUCCCCGCGCCUCACCUUCUCCGCCCUUCCCCCGCAAUCGAAAGCCUUCAUGCUAGACCUCAUCGACAGCCAGAUCACAAACGUCAGACACGCAAUCGACCAACGCCGCCGCGGCCGCCGGAUCGCCGGAAUCGUGCUCGACAUUUUCUGCCUCAAAUUCGUCGACGUUGCUCGGGAGUUCGGCUUUCCGGCCUACUGUUUCUUCACCUCCGGCGCCGGCACGUUAGGCCUGUUUCAGUACUUGCUCUCGCUGAAGUUUGAUGAGGAAAAGGAGCUGUCGGAGUUUAAAAACUCCGGCGAGGAGCUUCCCGUGCCGUGCUUUUCUCUCCCUGUUCCGGCGAAGGUCCUGCCGGCGGUGUUGAUCGCCGGCGGCCCGAUCGCCGACCACUUUUUGAACAUUUUAAGGAGAAUUCCGGAGAUGGAAGGAGUUGUGGUGAAUACGUUUCACGAAUUUGAAUCUUAUGCGAUCGACUCGAUGGCGGGAAAAAACCCUAGAAUUUAUCCGGUGGGGCCGAUUUUGGACUUGGCCGGCGUGUCGAGGGAGGAUGAUGUGAAGAGAUGGCUCGACGAUCAGCCGGAGAAGUCUGUGGUUUUCUUGUGCUUUGGCACUAAUGGGAGUUUCAGCGGAGAGCAAGUGAAGGAGAUAGCUCUAGCUCUUGAAAACAGUGAAUGUCGGUUUCUAUGGUCGUUGAGGAAGCCGGUGUCGGAGGGGGUUGAGAAGGUGGUGGUGGAGUACGAAGAUUUCGGUGAGGUGUUGCCCGAGGGGUUCUUGGAGAGGACGAAGGGGGUCGGGAGGGUGGUCGGGUGGGUGGGGCAGGUCGGGGUGUUGGCUCAUAGGGCGGUUGGGGGAUUUGUGUCGCACUGUGGAUGGAAUUCGACUUUGGAGAGUGUGUGGUUUGGGGUGCCGAUGGCUACUUUCCCGCUCUAUGCAGAGCAGCAGCUGAAUGCGUUUUAUCUGGUGAAGGAGUUGGGGAUGGCGGAGAUGAUUAGGUUGGAUUAUAAGACGGAUUUUAGGGGGGAGGAGGAGGUGGAGAUUGUCGGGGCAGGGGAGAUCGAGGGGGCGAUACGGAGGCUGAUGACGGCCGAGGGGGGUGGGGUGAGGGGGAAGGUGGAGGAGAUGGGGAGGAAGGGAAGGGCAGCUUUGGAGAUAGGUGGAUCUUCUUAUAAAGCUCAGGUUGAGUUUAUUGAGGAUGUGAUAAGAAAAGUUGGUUAG